CUGAUCAGAGAAAGCAGAAUGUUGCGAAUGCCGAGGCUAGAUAACAGGCCAUCUAAAACAAGAGAGAGGGUUGAUUUCAAAUUCUCCAAUUUCCAGGCCCUUCAGGUACCAAAGGGAUGGGACAGACUAUUUGUGUCGCUAAUCUCAGUAGAUACAGGCAAAACACUUGCCAAAUCUGGCAAAGCCCUUGUGAAAAAUGGGAGUUGCCACUGGGCUGAGACUAUAUUAGAAUCUAUCUACAUAUCAAAUGAUCUUUCUUCAAAAGGGUUUGAAGAAUGCCCUGUCAGGGUGGUUGUUUCCACGGGGUCAACAAGAUCCAGCACCCUCGGCGAAGUAACCAUCAAUAUGGCACAGUAUGCAAGUUCAAGAGUAUCCACUGCAGUUUCACAGCCUCUAAAGAAAUGCAGCUACGGGACUAUUUUGCAGUUUAAAGUUCAAUGCCUGAGUCGCAGAUCCAAAUUGGGGGAUGAUGAUUCGAAGUCAUCAAACUCUCAAGUAAGCAGCAUGAAUAUAGAUCAGUAUGAUGGUGACAGGAAAUCAGAUAGAUCAUAUAGUUCAAGUAGAUCACCAAGGGAAGACAUGGCUACUACCUCCCAUCCAGUGAAAUCAGACAGCAAGGGCUCAGCAUCCAGUUCAUUUCAGAGUUUUGAUUCUGUGGAUGGAUCUUCGCAGAAUAAAAACCUGUCAGCGAAGAAUCUUUUCAAGGAGUAUGAUUCCCAUGCAUCGCAGCCUGGAGGGGGCUAUGAUAGUAGCCCCUUACCUGAUGACUUUUCAGGUAGCAAUCGUUCUCCAUCAAAGCAGCCAUCAUUAAACUCCAGGCAGUAUUCAGGGGAGGACUUUCGAAACGAAGCAUCUGUUGUUAGCAGAUCGUUGGUGAGCAACAUGGGUUCUUCGAGAAGCCUUCUGGAAGUUGCAGAAGACACCAUUGAGGAACUCAGAGCGGAAGCCAAAAUGUGGGAGAGGAACGCUAGGAAGCUGAUGAUUGAUCUGGACAUGUCAAAGAAAGAAUACUCUGAUCUGUCAAAAGGACAGGCAGAAUUAAUGAUGCAGCUCUCAGCUGCGCACGCAGAGCAAGAUGGCAUGAAGAAAGAAAUUGAGAAGAUGAAGCUAGAGUUGCAAAAAUCGAGCACCAAUCAGGCAACUAGAGAAGAUGCUUUCAUUCAAUCCGAAAGUUGGAUACGUAUCCAGAAGGAACUGGAGGAUGAGAUAAAGCAUCACCAAGUACUGACUGAUGGUUUAGACCAACAGCUGAAGCAGAGCCAGGAAUCAAAUAUUGCCCUAGUUUCGGUUCUUCAAGAGCUUGAAGAGACCAUAGAGCAACAGAAAAUUGAAAUACAGAAUCUUUCAUCUCGGAAGUUGGACUUUGCGGCUUUAGAGAAUUCUAUAGCUGAAAAGUCAGAGGAAAACCAGACUUCAUUGCUGCAGCUGCAGCAAGUUCAAGAAUCUGAAAAGAAAUUGCAAGCUGAUGUUGAGUUGCUUUCUAAGGCUUUAAAAGAUAAAAUCAAUGAACUGGAGAAUGAACGGUGUUCAAAGAGAGAGAUGCUGUAUAGUGCUGAGGAGGAUUAUAAAAGCAAAAUUUCUAUAAAAGACGAAGAAAUUGCUAGCUUAAAAGCAAUGGUACCAGGUUAUGUAGAAGGCAAAAAUCUUAAGGAGUUGAAUGAAGAUUAUGCGGAGUUCAUGAAGGAGAUAGAAUCCUUGAGAGAAAAAAUUCAGGAGCUAGAGAGAGAUUGCGCAGAGCUGACUGAUGAAAACCUUGAGCUUUUAUAUAAGCUCAAGGAGUUGAAUGGAAAUGACAUCAUAAAGUGUGCAUCUUUCGAUUCAAUGUUGAGUGAGCAUCCAAAUAUUUCUCCUAGCGAUGGGUCUGAAGUAAGUGACCCCAAGGAAGAGGAGUUUGAGAACAAAACUUGCUUUAAAAAUUCAGAACAUUUGCCAGAAGUAGUGAAGCAAAUCGACAUGGCUUUUCAACAUCUAAGGAAGAGCUGGCUCCAUGUCCCCUAUGAGAAUGGCAACACUGUUGUGAAUGUAAGUGAGGGAAAGGCUGACACUAGAAUGUCAUAUGAAUAUAUUCUUACCUCUUUGCAAGAGCUGAACAAGCUCUUGGGAAUGAGGAUCACUGAGUCUGAGGAAAUUCACAGGAAUCAAGAGAUGGAACUGAAAGAGAAAAGCAAUAUUAUAGCUGACGCUGAAACAAAGAUCAAAGAAACAGUGUCGAAAACUCAAGAACUCGAAGAACUAAUGAUCCAGAGUAAAGAGGACAGAACAAAUCUAAUGAAGGAAUUGGAUCAAAAAAUAUCAGAAUUUCAUGUCAUGGAGGCUAAGCUAGAAUCAAAUGAACAAGAGAUGGACGUCCUUUUACAGCAACGUACGGAGUUGGAAGCAGAAAUCACUGAAAUCCAACAUAAUAAGAAGCAUAUUGAGCAGAAUAUGGAACUUGUGAGGACGGAGAGGAACACAUUCUUUGAACAGGUUGAGAAUCUUCAAAAUGAUAUCGCAUCCCUUCGUAGCACUGUUAGUUUCCACGUUUCUGCUAACAGUGACCUUGAGAAGAACAUAGAAGAGCUUGGAAGAACGAGGCAUGAAUUGGAGCAUGCUUUAUCAAGGUUGCAAGAAGAAAACGUGAAACUGGAGGAAUCCAUAUUGGGACUGAAAGAGGAAAAGGAAACGUGCCAGCAGGAAGCAGAUAAGUUCAAAAGUGCAGCAGUGAGUCUCCAGGAUGAGGUCAAGAAACUGAAGGCUGAAAUGGACACUCAAAUAGUGGAAUUGAAAAAAAUGUCAGAAGAUAUGAAGGAAAAAUGGUUAGGAGCUCAAGAAGAGUGUGAAUAUCUGAAAGAAGAGAAUAAGUUGCUACAGGCAUCUGCAACAAGUUUUGAAGAGGAGAUUAAGAAGCUUCAGAAUUUGAAUUCAGAACUUAAGACAGUAAAUCAAGAACUAGAAGGUGGUUGCUCGGCAUUGGCAGCUCAAGUGAGUGAGUUGAAGAAAAGUUUGUCUGGUUGCACUCUGAAAAACGAAUCAUUGGAGAACCAUCUCACCACGCUGUUGGAUGAUUUCUCAAUGAGAGAAAACAGUCUCAAGUCAGAAAUAGACGCUCUUGUUAAAGAAAACAGUUACCAGAAGGAGAAACUUGCGCAGGAGGGAAGCCUGCGCGAGAUGUUUUUGGAGCAGUCAGCAGAAUUUGAGAGCCUCCAGAAUGAGAUUGAACAUCUCAGAAAGCAAGUUUCAGAUGCACAUUGUGAAAAGGAACGAGUUUCCUCUGAAGCAUCUAGUGAGGUUUCCAGUUUGCUAGCUGAAAAUGCUGAGUUGCAUGCUUCGAUUCAGGAAGUUCAUAUCAGAGCUGAAACAGCCGAGAAUAAACUCAAUGAAGCUCAGCAAGAAUCUGAGUUGCAACUCAAAGAUUUGACAGAUCAGCUAACCAUAUCUCAGCAACAUUAUGAGAGACUAGCGGCUGACCAAGACAGAAUUCUGAAGUCAUUGGCGAAUUACAAGAAGAGUGAAGAAAAACUGAAGACGGGUAUGAAUGACCUUGAAUUGAAGCUUACCAUUUCAGACUAUGAACGCCAACAACUAACAAAAGAAAUGAGCAUUUUGAAGGCUCAGUUGCAGAGUGUUUCAGAUCUUCAGAAUAAAGUCUCAAACUUAAAAGAGGAGCUCAAAGAAUGCAGACAUGAUAAGGGAAAAGUAGAGCUUGCAAUGAAGGAAAUUUCAAGAGAUUAUGAAGAACUGAAGGCUGAAAAUAGUUCGCUAUCUGAGAAAGUCUCUGUUUUUCAGAAAACAAUGUCUGAGUUUGAGGAAUGCAAGAGGAAUAAACUAGCUCUAGAAGCAAAACUUCAGCAAAUGGAGAAGGAGCUGAAUUCCAGAGAGAUGUUUUGCAUCCAGAACGAUGGUCUUAAAAAUGAAAUAGCUGAAAUGAAGAGAGCAAACAUGCAUUUUCAGCAGAAGAUGUACAUACUCGAAGAGGAAAGGGAUGAAAACUUGAAGAAAGCCCAAAGUCUUGAAGAGGAUCUAAAAGUUAUGCAGGAAAGAAAUAAUUUCGUCAUGGAGGAUGCAAAUUACCAUGAUCUCUACAAUGGAAGUUCUCAUGCUAUGACUGAGGAUCACACAACGCAACAACAUAUGCACGAGAAAGAUAUCUCCAACGGAUUGGAUGACAAUAACAGGAGCAGAGUUCAGUAUGACCGUAAUCAUGAAAACUAUGCUGCUGCCUCCAAAAAAUCAACUGUGAGUGGUGAAACUGGGGCGAGAGAAAGGUACGAAAGAACAAAGUCAUCACUCCAUGCAGAGCUAAGAGAGUUAAGGGAGCGAUACCUCGAAAUGAGCCUCAAAUAUGCGGAAGUGGAGGCCCAACGCGAGGAUCUCGUAAUGAAGCUUAAAGCAACCAGGCAAGGGAGGAAGUGGUUCUCCUGAAAUCUAGAUCGUGCACUGUAAGAAUUUAACAUAGCCUCAGCAGAAUAUUGUAUUCACUACACACAUGUUGCUCCAUUUCUGCCAUAACAUGUUCUUGUUCUACUCUACUGUUAAAUAUCUAAAUAAGUGCAGCCUAUUGAUAAUGGCUAAUCAAUCAGAGAUGGAAAUUCUUCUUGUAUGGAUAUAUGUUGUUGGACUAAUAAGUUGAAUGAACUUUCAAG
Molecule: messenger RNA, 4622 nt
Organism: Andrographis paniculata
Lineage: Eukaryota; Viridiplantae; Streptophyta; Magnoliopsida; Lamiales; Acanthaceae
Product: intracellular protein transport protein USO1-like
Exons: 8
Coding region: 19-4401 (1460 amino acids)
Source: RefSeq, a predicted model, not a curated record